Molecule: messenger RNA, 3561 nt
Organism: Vitrella brassicaformis
Lineage: Eukaryota; Vitrellaceae
Source: the annotation of a GenBank genome assembly
CGCAUUCCCCACCAAAACUGAUCUCGAUGGCACGUCUCUGCAGAGAGCCCGGCAAGUGUUUCUGCGGAGCUCAGGGGAUGGCAUGCGGGCCGUGCAGAGGGUUGAUCCGCACCGUUGCGACGAAGGAGGUGCUGCUGAACGGGGCGGCGUGGCUGGAAGAGCACCCGCAGGAGAUAUACCAGUUCGGGGGGGUCCGGUGGGACCUCAUACAGGCGCAGGGGCCGCGGGCGUGGUGGAUGGAGCACAUACUUCUGGAGAGGGAGGACUUCGAACGCUUCUACUGGACUGACGAAAUCGAUAUCAGUCCGACGUGAGACGGCUGGCGGGCUUCCUCAUCUGAAAUGGCAUGGUUGUCCUGUGUGUGUGCAUGCAGAUUCGGCACGGAGCUCUCUUACCGCCGCGUGAACCCCUUCAAAGCCCACGCCAACCGAGACAAGCAGACUUCAAGGCCGUCCUACGUCCCUGCCACGUCAGUCAACUCAUCUCCCCCCGCCCCAGCCCCCGCCCCUCCCCCUCCCCCCUCUUCCCCGCCUCCGCCCGGCAGCCAUCUCAAGAAAAACACCAAGAGCUUCAGAGCAUCGCUCCGGUUUCGCUAUCCGCCAAAGCCGAGAUGUUGCCAAUCGAAUCUGCCACUGCCCCCUCAGGUAGGUGAUUGAUGGGAUGGAUGCAGAAUCCUGAAUGGAUGGAUGAGAGUGGUGGAGUCUUCCUUUUCCGCUUUUGUCUCAGCGUGUGUGCUAUUUUGAGGUGGAGAUCGACAGCAUCUCGACCCGUCCGCGCGACACUCUCAUCUCGAUAGGUGUGGCGACCAAGCCGUGGGCGCCCCAUGUCCUCCCGGGCCUCCUGCCGGCGUCGCUGGGCAUCCUGUCGUCGGGCUUCAUCCACGGCUACCCGUCGAGAGGGCGGCCGUACAGGAAGGGGUGUCCACAGCUGCGCGAGGGAGACGUAGUGGGGUGUCUGGUCAACCGGGACAGGGGACUCGUGGGGUUUCUGCUCAAUGGGGGGUGGCUCGCAGAAGUCGUCAUGGAAGAGGUCAGUCUGUCUGUCUGUCUGUCUGUCUGCAUCGCGCACACACACACGGAGACAUUUUGUGCCAGGUUCGGCUGACAUGGUCGGGGCCGGCAAUGUUUGUGACGAUUGGGAUGCUGGGGGACGGCGAGUUGGAGGUCAACUUUGGGAGGAAACACUUUGUGGGCAGCGGGGACGUCAUGGUUGACCUUCCCAGAGGCAUCAAGGUGACCGCUGCCAUGUGCGCUUUCGGUCGGCAGCUCGACCAGAUGAAAGGACUCAAGGCAAGCGAGAUCUACAUUGACACGGGCGACGAGACGGACAUUCCCGCCUGUGUGCCGUGCGUGUCAUCAUGUCAGGCGAGGCUGAAGGAGUUUUACGAGAUCCACAAUCCGGUGAUGCUCUGCCAGGUCGACCGAAUCGCAAACCUGUACAUGGGCAGGGAAAAGGUGGGUGGGGUGGGGUGAGGCGAGGCGACACAAGAACAACGGGAAUUCAAUGCAGGCAUCAUGUCUCAUUGGUCUCAGGAGCUGGACGAAGAACUGACGAGCCAUUACGGGGCAGGUCUCAGCAACCUGCACGAGAAGCAACUCGAUGGUGGGAGAGGCAACCAACGGCCACACACACAUACAGAAUGAUGGCGGGACGCAACCAACGUCAUGUCAUCUUGUCACCUCUCCCGCCGUUCCCUUCUCCAUCGCAGUGGUCCGUCGUCGCGUGAGGAAUUUCUUUGAGUUGUUCGACCCCUCUAAGCUGACCUUCGAGGACGUCGACGACAUGAUCAAAAGGCACUCUGCCGACGUACGUCAAGACGAACAGACGGAAGGAGAGGCGGAACGAUGGACGGCACACAGUCGCACCCAUUCAUUGUGUGUAUGUUGUCUUUCUUGUGCAGACAGAGGAGAUCCAUCAAGCGUUGGUGUCCGAGUACGGCGUGGGCCUCGACGCCAUCCACAACCGACGCAAAAUCAGUCAGGAAGGGGCGGGCGAUGGGAGAGAGAGAGAGAGAGAGAGGCGACAUACAUUCGUCUGGGCCUGUGUGUCUGUGUGUCUGUGUGUCUGUGUGUCUGUGUGUCUCUGUGUGUGUGUGUCUGUGUGCAGGUCUGCAGCGCAUGCUGAAUGACUACUUCAAGCUCAAGGGUGUCGAGACGGACACGGAAGGCAUCAAGGUCACACGAACCUGUCACACACGCCACUAGCAGCACAACAGAUGAUAUGUGCAUUCGGCCACCUUUGUCUGUUUUGUGUAUGCAUGCCAUCAGUCUGUGGUCAACGAGCUGUUUUCCCGUCCUGAAGUGCUCGACACGGCACUGAGGGAAAAGUUCGGCGACGGACUCAACUACGUCCUAAAGGUCGGGGGGGGGGCGGGGGGGCGAGCAGUGGGCGAAGAGAGGCCUCAUGUCCGUGGUAUGAGCGUGUGUGACGUGCAGAAGAAGCUCACGAAGCUCUACACGAUGUACGCCCCUGAUCAGGUGCAUGAGGUGGACCGCCUGCUCAACGCAUACGCAGGUCGAUGUGAGCCACUCACCGACCGACCCAUUCUAUCUAUGUCUCUCUCCAUUUCCCUCUCACUCACUCUACACACACAUACAUACAUCUUUCUCUCUGUCUCUCUGUCUGCCGACCCGACACACAGGUGUGGACGGCGAGUUCGAGUUGAAGUUCAGGCUGAAAGAGCGGUACGCCGUCGACCUGGACCUCAUCUCGGUGGAGCCCUCAGUGGACGACGGCCAGACGGUCCACGGCCACUCGAGCAUGGAGGACACAGCCCCCAACUUGAACGACUUUCCCCAGGAGCAGCAAACCACCACUGUUUCAAUGGUGGAUCGGCGGGGCAGCGGGCCGUCGGUCGGCAGCCGCCUGAGGCUGUCGCACCUGCAGCUGUCGCAGAUCGACGGCUUCACCAUGUCGGGCAGCGCUCUGGACCUGCAGGCGGCCGAGGGGGGAGAUAGAGAGGAGACCGACUCUCUGCCCACACUCAUGAGGGGACCCACCAUCAACAUCGGUGCGGCCGUGUGUGCGUGUGUGUGUGGGGGAGAGAGACAUGUAUAUUGGGUGGCAUGGUGUGUGGUGUGGUGCAGGUGGUGUCAAGGUUGGCCACCAGAGAGUGUCCGUGACCCGCACAUCUCGUCUCGGCUCCACCUCAUCCGUGCCCACCACCACCAACAGGAGAGACCACCCCCCUCACUCAUCGUCGUCACCCGACACCCAGUUCACCACCCCUCUGACUGGCGAGCAGUUCUUCACCACAUCGCCCCAUGACCAUCGCAGCCGAAGCGCACUUGACCAGCCCCCCUCAGGGCCGCACACACCGCAGGGCGGCCGGCAGACAUCCAUCAACACCAACAUCAGCGAACGGUUAAUCAAUACGAGGCCAGCCAACACAUGAUGGUGGAGAGAGACACCGUGUGUGUGUGUGUGUGUGUGAGAGGCGCGGUUCAGUGCGCGAGCCGUCAGUGGAGAUGGCGGAGGCGUGGCUGUUGGUGGAGGUGGCGCUCUGACCGAAGCCGUCGGACGACAACAUCGUGCGGGCCGUGAGUGCUGCAGCCAAGAGGG